AUGACGAAGGGUACCUCCUCGUUUGGUAAGAGACACAACAAGACGCACACCUUGUGCCGUCGUUGCGAAGCACACCUGCUCCUCCUGCGGUUACCCCUCGGCCAAGACCCGCAAGUGUACGUUAUCCUCCCGACGACGAGUCCAACCCGAUCCAGCCCAGUCACCAUUCGAGACACUCCUUCCUGCGCCAUCAUCUUGCCUUAUCCCGCACGUGUGACCGGAAAUACUGACGUAGGACGCGAUGUAGACAACUGGUCCGAGAAGGCCAAGCGGAGAAAGACCGUCGGCACCGGCCGCAUGCGCUACCUCAAGGACGUCUCCCGCCGCUUCAAGAACGGCUUCCAGACCGGUGUCCCCAAGGGCUCCGCCGGCCCCACCGUCCAGCAGUCGUGA
Colletotrichum spaethianum is the source of this 393-nucleotide messenger RNA. RefSeq names its product 60S ribosomal protein L37. Gene Ontology annotation, molecular function: RNA binding; structural constituent of ribosome. The record is from RefSeq and is a predicted model, not a curated record. Gene Ontology annotation, biological process: translation. Gene Ontology annotation, cellular component: cytosolic large ribosomal subunit; ribosome. NCBI's taxonomy places the organism in Eukaryota, Fungi, Ascomycota, Sordariomycetes, Glomerellales, Glomerellaceae. Bases 1 to 393 code for a protein of 130 amino acids. The transcript has 3 exons.